This is a messenger RNA of Ochotona curzoniae (black-lipped pika), 2063 nucleotides long. It is a transcript of the gene STK33, whose product is annotated as serine/threonine kinase 33. The record is from RefSeq and is a predicted model, not a curated record. Lineage: Eukaryota; Metazoa; Chordata; Mammalia; Lagomorpha; Ochotonidae. The coding region runs from base 31 to 1455 and encodes 474 amino acids. The transcript is spliced from 12 exons. Gene Ontology annotation, molecular function: protein kinase activity; ATP binding. Gene Ontology annotation, biological process: protein phosphorylation.
CCAAAGACUUCUUCAAUUUUGGUGGUGGAAAUGUCACAGACAUCAAGCAUGGGCAGUACGGAAGUUUUAGCUUUACCAGAGAGAAAAAAAGAAAGAAAUAGCAGCAGAGACUUUCUCUCUGUGAAAGAUGUGCCCUCAAGAACCUUAAGCGUAGAGAGAAAAGCAUCUCAACAACAAUGGAAUCGAGGCAACAUUACAGAAGGAAAAAUUCCUCACAUAAGAAUGGACAAUGGAGCUGCUAUUGAGGAAAUCUAUACCUUUGGAAGAGUAUUGGGACAAGGGAGCUUUGGCUUGGUUGUUGAAGCUACAAACAAGGAAACGGAAACAAAAUGGGCAAUUAAAAAAGUGAAUAAGGAAAAGGCUGGAAGCUCUGCUGUAAAGUUACUUGAACGGGAGGUGAACAUCCUAAAAAGUGUGAGACAUGAACAUAUCAUACAUCUGGAACAAGUAUUUGAGACACCCAAGAAAAUGUACCUUGUGAUGGAACUUUGUGAGGAUGGAGAACUCAAAAAAAUUCUGGACAGGAAAGGGCAUUUCUCAGAGAACGAGACAAGGUGGAUCAUUCAGAGCCUCGCAUCGGCUAUAGUGUAUCUUCAUAAUAAGGAUAUAGUACAUAGAGAUCUAAAACUGGAAAACAUAAUGGUUAAAAGCAGCUUUAUUGAUGCCAACAAUGAAAUGAGAUUAAAUAUAAAGGUGACUGAUUUUGGCUUGGCAGUGAAGAAGCAGGGCAGGAGUGAAGCCAUGAUGCAGACCACAUGUGGAACUCCCAUCUAUAUGGCCCCUGAAGUUAUCAAUGCCCACGACUAUAGCCAGCAGUGUGACAUUUGGAGCAUAGGUGUCAUAAUGUACAUGUUAUUAUGUGGAGACCCACCCUUUAUGGCAAGCUCAGAAGAAAAGCUUUUUGAGUUAAUAAGAAAGGGGGAACUACGCUUUGAAGAUCCAGUCUGGGAUUCUGUGAGUGAAAAUGCUAAAAGUGUUUUGAGGCAGCUUACGAAGGUAGAUCCUGCUCACAGAAUCACAGCCAAGGAGCUCCUCGACAGCCAGUGGUUAACAGGCAACACACUGGCUUCAGGGAGACCAUACAAUGUGUUAGAAAUGAUGAAAGAAUGGAAAAAUAAUCCAGAAAGCGAUGAGGAGAACACAGCAGAUGAGAAGACUUAUUGGUCCAUUCAAGAAAAAUUGAAGAACUACCAUCUCAAAGGCAAUGCCCAUGAUGCCAAUGACAGUUCAGAUGGAGAGGAAGGAAAGCAGUCUCCUACAUCCCACAAGAAGGCAACUGCAAACAUCGUUGACACGUGCCAUUCCACUUGCACGUCCGCUUCCACAUCUAGCAGGCUCCUUCCGGCCGAUCUCAAGGGCGAAGCAGAGAAGACCCCUGCGACCGCAGGCCAAGGGACUGCAGCCAAAGUCACUGCAAAAUCCACUGUCCAGCCUAAAACCAAAAAAAAACUCUAAGACCCCUUCUCCGCUGAAUGGCACAGAAACAAACCCAUUCUUUCUAGUGCUAAGGUGAGGGGGUGGACGGGGACAAGGAGAGCGCUCUGCCGAGCUGUUAGCCUCCGAGCUCUGCUGAGCCCCGCCGUGCAUUUGUGCCCAUGUAAAACCAAAGCGGGUUAUCUCCAAAGCAGCAUGAACUGCUGCAUACGGUCUUAAAGGACAGGCAGCAGUGGGCCUGCCAGCAGCUGCGGCCAGCAUCAGCUCUGUGAAUGCCAGCGCUAGGUGGGAUACGAAGGAGGCAGAGUCCCUCCAGUGCAAGGUUGUGGGCACACUUGGCUCAGUUUGACUUCAAAUUCUUAUAUUUAGGCACAGUUAUUUAUAGGGGAAAAUAAGAGGCCCAAUACAAUAGUGAAGGUUCCCAGUGAAUGUGUGCACUUUGCACUGCAAAACUGUUCCAAAGUGACAAAUAAACUUGCCAGAGGGCGUCAGUCAUUCCUCUGUGUUCUUGUGAUUUCAAGUUGCUGUGGAUGGUUUCAAACAACUUAUUUUAAAUAAGUAGGAAACUAGGAGAUUUUAUAUCAGAUUACCAUUAGCUUGCUGCUAAAUUUCGAAUGUAUUGAUUGCAU